AUGGAGAGAAUAUUUUAUAAAACGAAUCUAUGUGAUCCAAGUACUCAACUACCCAUAUUCAUUUUCGACACAUCCUAUCUACCAUCCACAGAGGUGAUUAGUUAUGAUGAGUUCAUCCCUACUUUGAUGAAGCACUUACCGAAGGAAAAUUACGUGUUGGUAAUGUUCAGUUGUGGUUUGAACAAGAUUAGCUGGAUAUGGGGAAUCAAAUUCUUGAAGAGCUUUUUAACCGAUAACAAUGAAAAUCAUUUAGAUAGAUUAGCGAAAAUUAUAUCUGUGCAUGAUAGUUGGUUUGUAAAAUCCAUAACUCAGAUAUUCAAGAAUUAUAACACGACUAGAAAAAAUUUCAACUCGUUGAAUAAGAUCAUUGAAUCUUUCAAUGUUAGGAUAGAGAAUUUCGGGAAUCUAACAAAUCUGUCCAAUACAAUCGUACAUUAUAGUAAAUUGUCAGAAUUGAAUAACUACAUUGAUAUAACCAGGUUGAAGAUCUCCUUGAAUAUUUAUAAAUACAAUCAUCAACUAGAAAACCAGCUCAAUAUAAAAUCGUUUACUCCACUAAUUAAUAAAGGAACCAAAAUUAACGUGGAUACGAAUCCCAAUUUUUAUCAUCAUUUUUACCAAAUUUUCAACAUAAUAGACAGUUAUGGACACAAGAGUGAAUUAAUAUUCCACAAACCAGGAAAAAAAUUGAACACGGAUAUCUUCUUCGAUUGUAUCAACAGAAAUCAAGUACUUUGGAUAAAUGAUUGGGAUCUAUAUUGCAUUUCUGCCACUUUCAAGAGGAUCUUGAUGGAGCUACCUCAACCUUUAAUCGCAAUUGACAACAUAAAUCUCCCAUUAAAAUAUGAUCUUACAUUUAUACGGGAUAACUUUAGUAAGAUAAUGAAUAGUUUCGAGCCAGAAUCAAAUUAUAACUUAGUCUUAUUACAAUUAUGCGAAUUAUGCCAUAAGGUGAUUGAAAAUAACAGUGUUACAAAACAUACCUCGUCUUCUUUAUCAAAAUGCUUAAGUCAUUGUUUAAGUCAUGAGUUGAUUCUGAUGCAAAAUAAGGACAACAUUUUGAUUAUAAAUCGCUUUUUCAAGACAAUAUUAGACAAUUGGAGAGAAUUGAGAAUAGAUUACGCUGGUAAGUACCAAAGCAUAUAUGAGAUUAUUAAUGGUCUGCCAGGGGAUGAAGAAAUACUGACAUCUUACGACAUGAGUUAUGAUUUAACAUUAGACGACGGCGAAGAGGAUGAUAGGGUCACAUUCAAUACCAACCAUAUUUUGACGACAAAUUCAAGAUUAAUAAAUGUGAGCCCUCAGAGACAGCAACAUACCCCCAUAUCGAGCCCUAGAAAGCAAAAUGUAUUAACAAGCCCCACAAGACGAAAUACUCCGAUAAGGUCACCUUCAAAGUCACCGAGGAAAUCACCAAGGAAAUCAACAAGGAAAUCCGUUAAGAAAUUGCAUGCUAAUUUAGCUGAUGAAUUCCAAAAUAAGGAGAACUUACCUGAGAAUUCUAAUUUAGCAAUUCAAUAUCCACCCCAAAAAUAUAAAUUCCAAGUUGAAAAGCCUCUUGAACAUGAAAUUAGCAAGAUAUCCAUUUCAACGAAUAAUAGCAAGAAACCCGUUAUUAGAGGUAGAAAAGUUGGAGAAUUAGCUAAAUUAUUUGAAGAAAGGACCAAAGGGUUAGAAUUAUUAAAGGGAAUGUAA
Messenger RNA from Debaryomyces hansenii CBS767, 1695 nucleotides. RefSeq names its product Ecm25p (gene ECM25). The transcript has a single exon. The record is from RefSeq and is a predicted model, not a curated record. Gene Ontology annotation, biological process: small GTPase-mediated signal transduction. Gene Ontology annotation, cellular component: cytoplasm. Gene Ontology annotation, molecular function: GTPase activator activity. Lineage: Eukaryota; Fungi; Ascomycota; Pichiomycetes; Serinales; Debaryomycetaceae. Bases 1 to 1695 code for a protein of 564 amino acids.